AUGAUUGGGCUUGUCAUCUUCACCUUGUUGGCAGCCUUUGUCGGCCGGCUCAUGCUGGGGCUUCUACGGAACCGACGUAUCGCGCGAGCGACUGGACUGCCAUGCGUUCUAUUCCCGGUCUCGGAAUUUAACGUCAUUUACCAGAUGCUUUUCGAGAAUUCCACGUUUCUGUACGUGGUGAAUAAUCGCCUGCCGCAAUGGCUGGCGGACUACAUCACGGGCAGCACAUACAGAGGGCGUUGGACGGCUAAGGACCGGCCAUGUAAGCGAUAUGGCAAGUCUCGCAAAUCUUCAAAGCCCGUCGAAGUUUUCCUAAACCUGUCCAAAUAUAUUGUGAGCAGUAUCGUUCCGUGCACGUCGGUUGAACUAACGGUGUACAUCGGGAAAGCUGGUCUCGAUCUAUUUGGGCCAAAUGUCGUUGUGUCAGAAUAUCAGGAGUGGGCUCAUCAUCGCCAUCACACAGCCCCACCUUUCAAUGAAAAAAACAACGUCUUAGUUUGGCAGGAAGCGAUUCGCGUAUCGACAGAGAUGAUAGAGCACUGGAGAAAUCUACACUCUGAAAGAUCUUCUCCGACCGAGUUUAUCGUGCCAAACACUCGUGAAGACAUUCUCAAACUAACACUUUACGUGCUCUGUAGUGCUGGGUUUGGAGUGAAGCUGCCUUUCCAGAACGCAGUGGAAGCGACCAUGGCAGACACAAAAGCACUGUUCCGAGAUGCCCAGUUACCUCCGCCGGGCUACCAAUUCACAUUUCGAGCAGUGAUGGAGUAUCUCAACACGAAUUUGAUCAGCAUCUUUUUCGCGAACGGGGUCAUUCCACAAUGGGUUCCCCGCUGGAUGCUGCCCUUCUGCAAAACAGACUUCUACGCAUAUGAUGAUCUAGUUAAAUAUUUUCGUGAACUCGUAUCAUCCGCCGAUACUAGCAAACUGUCCACUCCCAACUUGCUCGAGGAAAUGGUACGCUCCCAGUUGUACAAUGACAAAGGCCAGGAACGCGGGUUAUCCGACCAGGAAAUACAGGGCAACAUGUUUAUCUUCGUCAUAGCUGGACAUGAAACUACAGCAACAGCAUUACGUUUUGCGCUUGUCCUACUGGCAAUCGAUCAGGAGACUCAGGACUGGGUGAGCAAAGAUAUUCUAGAAGCGAUUCACCCCGAACCGGUCGAACAAGCCAAGUGGGACUAUAAUGCUUUAUUUCCUAAGCUCGUAGCCCCAUUAUGUGUCAUGCUCGAAACCCUUCGGCUUUAUCCACCAGUGGUCACUGUGCCAAAAUGGACAGGGGGCUCCCCCGCAGAGAUCGUCUAUGAUGGCCAGCAUUACUUGCUCCCAGCCCAUACCGGUGUCAAUUUAAACGCCGUUCCGCUACACUAUGCAUCAGAGUACUGGGGGCCCACUGCAUUGGAUUUUGACCCUUCACGUUGGGAUAAAAGAAACACACAGAGCUAUCUUGCAGAAAACGGCGACAUGGAUGGACUCACAGCUCCUGGGUUGGAAUACAGCACCAUUCACAAGCCUAUUCGAGGCGCCUAUUUUCCGUUUGCCGAUGGCAAUCGGGCUUGUCUCGGUAAAAAAUUUGCGCAAACAGAAUUUGUUGUCACAUUGGCAGUCAUAUUUCGGGAAUACCAGGUCAAGUUGGCGAGGAACAAAGACGAGACCCAGGAAGCAGCACUUCAACGCGCGAAAAAGAUCUUGAACGAAAGCUCUUCGUUAAUAACUCUAGCUAUGCGCGAUGCGGUUCCAUUACAGUUUGUCAAACGAAGGUGA
This is a messenger RNA of Penicillium riverlandense, 1764 nucleotides long. RefSeq names its product cytochrome P450. The record is from RefSeq and is a predicted model, not a curated record. The transcript is spliced from 4 exons. Lineage: Eukaryota; Fungi; Ascomycota; Eurotiomycetes; Eurotiales; Aspergillaceae. Gene Ontology annotation, molecular function: iron ion binding; monooxygenase activity; oxidoreductase activity, acting on paired donors, with incorporation or reduction of molecular oxygen. Bases 1 to 1764 code for a protein of 587 amino acids.